Messenger RNA from Myotis brandtii (Brandt's bat), 1063 nucleotides. It is a transcript of the gene SSR3, whose product is annotated as signal sequence receptor, gamma (translocon-associated protein gamma). The record is from RefSeq and is a predicted model, not a curated record. Gene Ontology annotation, biological process: SRP-dependent cotranslational protein targeting to membrane. Bases 109 to 510 code for a protein of 133 amino acids. The transcript has 5 exons. Lineage: Eukaryota; Metazoa; Chordata; Mammalia; Chiroptera; Vespertilionidae. Gene Ontology annotation, cellular component: membrane; endoplasmic reticulum.
CCGAGCAGGCCUUGGCUUCAGACUAACAGCCACGUCAGCGCAUAAACUGUGGCUCAGGACUGCACGUGGCAUUUGGGAGUGGCCUGGUUAUACUGGCGAAUAUGGCAUAUGGAUCUUAUUCAGUCUGCUGUUCUGUACAGCGUGAUGACCCUUGUAAGCACGUAUUUGGUAGCCUUUGCCUACAAAAAUGUGAAAUUUGUACUCAAGCACAAAGUAGCACAGAAGAGGGAAGAUGCUGUUUCCAAGGAAGUGACUCGAAAACUUUCUGAAGCUGAUAAUAGAAAAAUGUCUCGGAAGGAAAAAGAUGAAAGAAUCUUGUGGAAGAAGAAUGAAGUUGCUGAUUAUGAAGCUACAACAUUUUCCAUCUUCUAUAACAACACUCUAUUCCUGGUCUUGGUCAUUGUUGCAUCCUUCUUUAUAUUGAAGAACUUCAACCCCACAGUGAACUAUAUUCUGUCCAUAAGUGCUUCAUCAGGUCUCAUCGCCCUCCUGUCUACUGGCUCCAAAUAGACCGUGCCAGCUUCACCCUUGGCUUUGUAUCUAUGGGUGGUCUGUGGUGUAUGGAAAAGAAGCCGGGUGGUCGGGGUGGGAGACACACAAGAUGUUUUUAUAGUCUGGAGCUUGAAGGUUUGAAAGACCCAACAAAAUGUAAUUCAAUAUUUGUUUAUUGGCUCUUUUUUGACAAACUGUUGAAAUUACAUGAAUUGGAAAGGAAACUCAGAGUACCAGGACAUUUAUUAAAAAGGCAAAUGUGUCUGGCAAUGUGCUACAAUUACAAGAGGAGAAAAUAACUUGUUUCCUUGAUCUGUCAGAGGUCACAGUAACCUGGACUGAACUGUUAGUAUUUGUUAUAGUAGCAAGAAGUUAAUAGCUGGUUCUGUGUGUUCCAAGCACAAUAUUACAGCUUUUUUUGAACCAUUAAUAUCAGAGUGAAUCCUCUUUCCUCCCUUUUCCCCUGCCUGGGGGGUGGGAUUGAAUGCAUGUUUACAAAUCUCUGAAUAUGUGAUUUGAAAUAACUCAAUAAAAGUUGAAAACAUGGUUUCUCCAAUUUGGGGAAAAGAAA